Molecule: messenger RNA, 1757 nt
Organism: Andrographis paniculata
Lineage: Eukaryota; Viridiplantae; Streptophyta; Magnoliopsida; Lamiales; Acanthaceae
Product: phenylalanine--tRNA ligase, chloroplastic/mitochondrial
Exons: 11
Coding region: 42-1307 (421 amino acids)
Biological process (GO): phenylalanyl-tRNA aminoacylation
Cellular component (GO): cytoplasm; mitochondrion
Molecular function (GO): tRNA binding; phenylalanine-tRNA ligase activity; ATP binding
Source: RefSeq, a predicted model, not a curated record
GUCUCCACUCUCCACAGCCACCAGAGCAGACCAGACCAUCCAUGGCGACUACGCUUGCAAAUUCCACCAUAUUCUGUAAGCCUGCUCUUUCACUACUUCGUCGAAGAGGCCUAGCCUGUCUGCACUUCUCCGCCGAUAAGCUCCAAUCCCCUAAGAAGCGGGGACGACCGGUGACCGCCUCUGUUGUCGAGCUUGGAGGCGUUCGGAUUGCGAGAGAGGAAAUAGUGAAGGAUGACCCGACGAACAAUGUUCCAGAUUCGAUAUUCUCAAAGCUUGGGAUGCAACUUCAUAGGAGAGAUGAGCAUCCCCUUGGUAUACUGAGGAAUGCGAUCUAUGAAUAUUUCGACACUAACUACCCCAACAGAUUUGUCAAGUUCGACAACUUGUGCCCGAUAGUUUCUGUAAAAGCAAAUUUUGAUGAUGUAUUGGUGCCUGCUGAUCAUGUAAGCAGGAGUUACAACGACACAUAUUAUGUGGAUUCUCAAACUGUGCUGAGGUGUCAUACGAGUGCUCAUCAAGCUGAGCUGCUUAGGGAAGGACAUACUCAUUUCUUAGUUGCUGGAGAUGUGUACCGCCGAGAUUCUAUCGACUCAACUCACUACCCUGUAUUCCAUCAGAUGGAAGGUGUCCGUGUUUUUAACCCAGCUGAUUGGAAAGAAGUCGGCAUAGAUGGAACAGCAUAUGCUGCUAAAGAUCUAAAGCACUGUCUCCAGGGACUGGCAUGCCAUUUGUUUGGUGAUGUGGAAAUGCGGUGGGUGGACACAUAUUUUCCUUUCACCAAUCCCUCUUUUGAAUUGGAGAUUUUUUUUAAGGAUGAAUGGUUGGAGGUGUUGGGGUGUGGAGUGAUGGAGCAAGAGAUAUUGAAAAGAAGUGGUAGGAUAGACAAUGUUGCGUGGGCGUUUGGGCUUGGGCUGGAGCGACUAGCAAUGGUUUUAUUUGAUAUUCCAGAUAUCCGUCUUUUCUGGACCACGGACGAGCGUUUUACUUCGCAAUUUUCCGAAGGUCAGCUGGGGGUUAAGUUUAAACCAUUUUCGAAGUUUCCUCCGUGUUACAAGGACAUGAGUUUUUGGAUAAGCGAUUCGUUUACUGAAAACAACCUAUGUGAAGUUGUCAGAGGUAUUGCUGGAGAUCUUGUGGAGGAGGUGAAAUUGAUUGACAACUUUACCAACAAGAAAGGAAUGACGAGUCACUGUUAUAGGAUUGCAUAUAGAUCAAUGGAGCGGUCCCUCACAGACGAAGAGAUAAACGAUUUACAGUGGAAAGUGCGAGAGGAGGUGGAGGGCAAAUUAAAGGUUGUUUUGAGAUGAGAAGAAUUCUUGUUCAUUCAGGAGGUGUGAAACCAAUAAUGGCUUUCUUGAUUCGAAAACUAGAGAAUGGGUGGGGUGGGGAGGGGGGAGGGAUGCGGAUUGCUGAUAACUGACCACCUGCCGUAACUGUACCGUUAUCAUUCUCACCUUUUGUUGUUAUAUAAUAAUUGUUUUGCUAUCAUUCUCGCCUUUCGUCAUUACUAAUUCUACCAUUAUUACUUUGCUUUCACUUAUCGUCAUUGCUUCGUGUAAUUUUUGUCCUUGUUUACAAAGUGUAUCCGAGUGAUGGAGAGAGGGGGGUUGGUUACGCCGUGUUGAAUUGCCCCGAUCAAUAUAUAAAUAUAUAUAUAUAUAAGCUGACAAAUAUGUUGGUAGUUCAUACUUGUAGAAAUGUUGUAUGAAUAUAUUUAUUGUAAUGAAAAUCAAUGAUAGCAUGUACUGUGUUGACUA